UAUUUAAAAAGAGCACUAUUUUUGAUCACUUUCAAGGAAUUUUACAGGAAAAGAUUAAACUUUGAUCGAUCAUGGGAACUGCAGUAUACGGAAGAUUGGCUAUGAAUUGCUAUUGUGUGGUUUUCCUUUUGGUGGCCUUGCAUUUCGCCCAUGGAGACGUGAGCUACACUAUCGCAGAGGAAAUGAAAAGCGGAUUUGUGAUAGGGAAUAUCGCCAAAGAUCUGGGUCUUGGGAUUGCGACUCUUUCCUCGCGUAAAGUCCGCAUUGACACAGACAGGGACGAUAAAAGGUAUUGUGAUAUUAAUCUGAGCACCGGAGAUUUGACUGUCAGUUACAGGAUCGACAGGGAAAGUCUUUGUGGUAAAAAAGCCAACUGCCUUUUAAAAGAGGAGCUUGUGCUGGAAAACCCUUUAGAGCUUCAUCGCAUCAGUAUUCAUGUGCAAGAUAUAAAUGAUAACGCGCCAGAGUUUAGUGAGGAUCUGAUUUCAAUUGAAAUAACAGAAUCGGCAGACAAAGGAGCGAGAUUUUUACUUACGGAAGCCCGCGAUGCCGACAUAGGCACAAACGCUGUGCAACGUUACAAUUUACAAAACAAUGAGCAUUUCACCAUUAAUGUAAAUACAGAUGUUAGUGGAAGGAAACAUUCCGAAUUGGUUUUGGUAAAAGAAUUAGACCGAGAAAAAGAGAAAGAGCUGGAAUUAGUGCUUACAGCUGUAGAUGGUGGAUCUCCUCAGAGAUCAGGUACUGCGAUUAUUCACAUCACUGUGCUGGAUGCUAAUGAUAACGCCCCAGUGUUCAGCCAGGCCGUUUAUGAAGCCAGUGUGCCUGAAAACUCUCUUUUAGAUACCGUAGUGGUUACAGUGAGCGCAACUGAUGCAGACACUGGCCCAAAUGGUGAUAUUACAUAUAACUUCGAUCAUGUCUCUGAUGAGCAUGUAUCUUUGUUUUCACUUAAUCGUAAGACAGGAGAGAUAAAAGUUGUCGGGUCACUUGAUUAUGAAACGGAGACUUCAAUAGAGCUGCGAGUAAGAGCAAAGGACGGACCGGGUCUUACCUCUUAUUGUACAGUAAUUAUAGAUAUAACUGAUGUCAAUGACAACCCACCAGCCAUCAAUUUGAAAUCACUAACUAACCCCAUACCUGAGAACGUGCCACCUGGUACAGAGGUGGGCAUCAUUAACGUUCAGGACAGAGAUUCUGAGAAUAACCGACAGGUCCGCUGCUCCAUCCAGCAGGGUGUCCCCUUUAAGUUGGUUCCUUCUAUUAAAAAC
Messenger RNA from Neolamprologus brichardi, 1271 nucleotides. The record is from RefSeq and is a predicted model, not a curated record. NCBI's taxonomy places the organism in Eukaryota, Metazoa, Chordata, Actinopteri, Cichliformes, Cichlidae.